AUGGCAAGCCGGUGGGGGAAUGACUUAUGGGGAACAUUUGGGCAUAGUUGGCGCAAUGACAUGGGACAAGUGCGUUUUGUGGGGACGGGAGUUUUUCAGGAGCGGCCGGCGUGGGAGGCGCGCUACCUCAUGAAGGAGCACCGGCGCGCCGGCAAGGCCACCUUCCAGGGCCAGGUGUACAACUUCCUGGAGAGGCCGUCCGGCUGGAAGUGCUUCGUCUACCACUUCUCUGUGUGA
This is a messenger RNA of Gryllus bimaculatus (two-spotted cricket), 237 nucleotides long. Lineage: Eukaryota; Metazoa; Arthropoda; Insecta; Orthoptera; Gryllidae. The record is from the annotation of a GenBank genome assembly.